This is a messenger RNA of Aspergillus piperis CBS 112811, 1158 nucleotides long. RefSeq names its product fungal specific transcription factor domain-containing protein. The record is from RefSeq and is a predicted model, not a curated record. The transcript has 2 exons. The coding region runs from base 1 to 1158 and encodes 385 amino acids. NCBI's taxonomy places the organism in Eukaryota, Fungi, Ascomycota, Eurotiomycetes, Eurotiales, Aspergillaceae.
AUGGGGAUGCAUAAUGUAGAUGCAGGAUCGUCAGACGUUGGGCAAGAUCGCCUCGAACAGGAGAUGAAGCGCCGUUUAUGGUGGCACCUCACUUGUACAGAUUGGUUACUUGGAAGCGCACCCGGCCCACAGCAGGGUAUUUACAUGAUCAGCCCUCACCAUACGACGGUCAAGUAUCCUGCGAAUAUCGAAGACGAAGAUCUGACCGAAGAGGGUAUUCAUCGACACCCGAAACCCGACCGUCACCCAACAUCGAUGUCAUUCUUCCUCUGUCGUCUCAAAUUCGCCCAACUCUGUCGCGAAUCCAUGGACGCAAUUCAACAUGCAAAGACUACACAACCAUCACAACUCAUAUACCCGCUCAUACUGGAAAUAAGCGACAAGUACAUGUCUUUUCUCAGGGAGCUACCGUGGUUCUUCCGUCUUGAAGACGAAGAAGACGAGGCGAAACGUACAGACUUGACCAAGAAGCAGCCCUACAUCUCGCAUCAGCGCGCUGUGCUUCUCUAUGGCAUUUACUCACGCCUAGGUCGCCUCCACCGCCCGUUCGUCACCAAAGGUAUCGCCGACCCUGGCUUUGCAGGUUCAUACAAUAUCGGUAUCGAGUGCGCGGAGAGACUCCUACGGAUCCGUCGCAUGGCGGCGGUCCACGGAAGUCAGCUGCUUGACAUAUUCGGCCGCUCGCAGAGUGUUGACCAGCAUACUUUCAAUGCUAUGCUGCUGCUCACAAUAGAUGUGAUGGCGCAUCCGAACUCGCCUGAUUCAGAGCGCCGCAGAGCGGACGUUAUUGAGAUAUGCCACAUCUUGCAAGAUAAGCAUGUAAGGUUGGGUCAGCCUGCGAAUGGAAUUAGUCGAGCCGUGCAAAUGCUGUUGGAUAUCGUGCGGAAUUCGAACAGGCCCCACAUCAAGGACAAAGAUCGUAUUGACAGCACCGGUCAGGUUGGCUCAAAUACUGCGCAAAGUAUGGAUAGUCUAGUGGUUCCGGAUCAAUGCACAAUGGCAUCGGAAGCAUCGUAUCAAACGGCGUGGAUCGACGAGUUCCUUUCAAUAUCUGAUGAUCAAGAUAUGGACACCCUUUUCGAUGAGCUCUGGGGAUCUUACUCAGAGACGAGCAUUCCAUCUCGGGAGGGCUUCUUGAACCGGGAGGGGCUCUCCUAG